UUUCGACAACUUUCGACUUUGUUUUCCUACCCCUUUACUCGAACAGGGUUUCAGAGGGUUCCUCCUGCCAUGGAAACAGCCAGAAAGCUGUACAAGUACUUUCUCGGUGGCGACACAAGAAGAAUUCACAAAAGGCAGGUUCUUCGAAACUUCUUUGAUGCGAUUAUGGUGAUUGAUUCUUCGAGUUCCGUUAGCAGUGGAGAAUUUGCCAAAGGAUUAGCAGCUUUGCAACAACUCGUUGAAAAAUCCCGCAACGACACAAACUACGCAGCAAUCACCUACGCGAGCCACGCCCAAGUUCAGUUCAACUUCUCUUUAAGCGACGAAGCGAUAGAAAAAUUUAGCAGCAUCAAGCGCUCUGGCGGAAAGACAAAUACCCAGGAGGCCCUCAAACUUUGUCAAAAGAUGUUCGCUGGAGAUGAAUAUGGCGCUCGCAAGGGAAGUUUUAGGAGAAUUCUUGUUGUGACAGAUGGUCAGUCCAAUAUUAAGCGUGCAGAAACUGUCCCUAGUGCUGUUCAACUAAAGCUGCAGGGAGUUGAUGUGUUUGUGAUUGCUGUGGGCGAGUAUUUGGACGGGAUACAAGAAAUGGUUCAAAUGGCGAGCUCAACCGGCGCUCACAUGUACCGAGUGAUGAACAUGAGAGGACUGGCAGAGAUAGUCAAGCUUAUUCCUGAAAGAGGACAAAGGCCUUGGAUUGAUGACAUUUUCGGUAGGACAGAAGAUAAUUGGAAUCCUCUGGGAAGACUUUAA
Porites evermanni is the source of this 750-nucleotide messenger RNA. Lineage: Eukaryota; Metazoa; Cnidaria; Anthozoa; Scleractinia; Poritidae. The record is from the annotation of a GenBank genome assembly.